AUGAAUAAAACUAUAUUAGAAAAUAAUCAUAAAUCUCGAAAUGGUAAUAGUGUGAUAUCUCGCAUUAUUAAACAAGUGUCAAAUAAAAAAAUUCAGAUCUCUUUCCAUCAAUUACUAAAAAUAGUGAAACCCGAGAUUCAGCAGGAUAUUAUAAACUCGAUAGCAAACCCAGAUAUUUCUCGAAGAAAUCGUAUACUAUGCAAGGCUAAAAGAAAAAAGAAAUUUUUUAAUGAUACCACAUCUGAGUUCUCAUCCUUAUCUUUAUCUGGGUCUAGUUAUGAAUGGUCUAAUGAUGAAGAUUUUGCUAUAAAUAUGGUGAAAACAAAGAAGUGUGCUGGAGUAUACAAAGUUUUCCCAAUGGUCCUUACUAAUAAUAUCAUAUCCUAG
This is a messenger RNA of Cetraspora pellucida, 387 nucleotides long. The record is from the annotation of a GenBank genome assembly. Lineage: Eukaryota; Fungi; Glomeromycota; Glomeromycetes; Diversisporales; Gigasporaceae.